This is a messenger RNA of Komagataella phaffii GS115, 2487 nucleotides long. RefSeq lists its product as uncharacterized. The transcript is spliced from 2 exons. The record is from RefSeq and is a predicted model, not a curated record. Gene Ontology annotation, biological process: intracellular signal transduction; protein phosphorylation. Lineage: Eukaryota; Fungi; Ascomycota; Pichiomycetes; Pichiales; Pichiaceae. Bases 1 to 2487 code for a protein of 828 amino acids. Gene Ontology annotation, cellular component: cytoplasm. Gene Ontology annotation, molecular function: ATP binding; protein serine/threonine kinase activity.
AUGAGCAGAUAUAUCAACGAACGAGCUGCAUAUGCACAACUCGUAGGUGAUUAUGAAUGCCUUAUCAAGGAAUUUCAAAACCCAGAUGUUGAGGAGAUAGGUAACUACAAAGUUCUUCGGGUGUUAAGUGAGGGGCCUUUCGGGGUCGUAUAUCUUGCCCAGCAUAAGAUGUUACACUAUAAAGUGGUCCUAAAGAAAGGGGAAAGAGAUUUGUCAAAAAACGGGGACAAUAUCAUGAGGGAAUGUUACUACCUGAGAGAAUUUAAUCACCCCCAUAUAACAAAGAUCUUUGAAACUAUUUUUACGGAGAACUACGUCUACAUGUCCAUUGAGUAUUGUUGUCAAGGAGAUUUGUUUGAUUAUUUGAGUAAGAGGAGGCAGAUUCCGACAGAGGAGGCUGUCAAGAUUUUUUCCCAGCUUUGCGGUAGUGUUCAUUAUAUCCACAAAAGAGGCUGUUGUCACAGAGAUUUGAAAUUAGAGAAUAUAUUACUAGAUGAAGACAACAACGUCAAGUUAUCAGAUCUCGGGUUCACCCGAGAAAUUCCUCAUUUUUAUCCCAAUGGCAAUAGUGCUCCUAAUCCACAUUCUCCACUUCAUACCUUCUGUGGUACCACAGUUUACAUGGCACCUGAACUAAUACGGAGAGAGCAGUAUUCUGGUAUAAGAACGGAUCUUUGGGCUCUUGGAAUCAUAUUGUUCACCAUGCUGUAUGGAGAGAUGCCGUUUGACACGGAAGAUGAAAUACUGGAGCAGGAGCCCGUUUAUAAAGAUUUCAUUUCUCCGAGCAUUAUUGAUUUGUUGAAAACUCUUCUAAAGAAAGAUGCGAAAGAGAGGUUUGAUUCUCUGGAAGUUGUUUUGCAGGCUCCUGCCUUGCAGCCUUAUGGGGAGCAACAACUACAAUUACUUCAGGACUUGAGAAAACAGAAACUCCCAGAUUUCGAUUCGCCGUUAGAAAGACAUUUACUGAAAAAGAUUGACAGGAUUGGCAUUGAUAGAAAACUUCUCAAGAAGAGUUAUAGAAAUAGACAGUUGGAUUCUCUCGUGGGGUUUUGGAAUAUACUAGUUGAGAGAGAAAAACAUCAAUAUCACAAAAAAAAGAGACGGAAGAGUAAACUUGCCACUCGGAGUCGAAGCAUGCUGAAACUAAAUUCUAAUAGGAGUAUGAAUGGAAUUGGAUCACGGGACAGAUCCAUGCUAAGUAUUCCGGAACUACUACAAAACUUGCAAAUUCAAGGUCCUAGAAAAGCAGCCGCUAUUGAGAAUGCAAAUGGAAACGCAAUGACAAAUGGAACUUCAGAAGGACCCGUAUCUGAAUCUUCACCAAGAGAAUCAGAUGACUUUGCCUACCCUCAUCAGAAUCAUUUAUUCAGACCGGCGAGCUACAAUUCGAUAUUGAGCAACCCAUCUAUAAAACAGAAGCUUUCUUUAAAGUACUGGAAACAAAAGCUCAAACAGAUGAAAAAUGGGAGUAAAACUUCUUUGAAUUUCGAUGAGAAAAAGCGCAAUCCCUCACUUGUUGAUUCAAGGUUGGAUGUUGCUAAUCCGGAAGAUCGAUCCAAAAUUAGGGACAACACGCAUUUUAACUCCCAGUUGGGAUCCAUACCAGCCGGGGAGCCUACCAGUGGUUAUACUCGUCAACGCAGAGCCUCGGGGAGUGGAAGCAUAACUAAGAGACCAACUUCAGUAUUUUCUGCCUUCUCCCAGUUCUCUGAGACUUCAGGUGGAUCAGAUUACAAUGCUGGAUACUCUACGGAUAAUACAGUACAAAACACAAGCAAUAUUACAGAUAGAAAUCCUAAUGCACAGCCUGUCUACAAUAGGUCAAAAUCAAAUGAUGGUUUAUUUUCCACCAAAUCGAAGCAACCUGACAAUUUGACUUUGGAAUCCCCAACUUCAAACACAGAUCUCUCUCGGUGCAACUCACUCGAGUCUUCUUCGAUUAGCUUCUCCAGUAAAAGAGGUCGAAGAAGACACAACUCUCGUCUCCCCUCUGGAUCGGUCAUACGUACCAGGAGAGGAUUUGAUUUUAUUCAUAGAGGCAAAUCGCCUCUUGGGUUUUACGAAUGCGCCAUGUUCCCCGAUAGAAACAAAACAAGGGUUAAUCAAAAACCAAUUAUAGUUGAAGAAGAUUCCAGUAAGUUCUUUGAAGAGGAUGAAGAAGAUGAAGAGGGUGAAAAUGAGAUACCAAAUGGUUCUCAGCUGGAACCUCCUAUUCAACUGAUGAAGGUUGAUGGCAUGCAAAACUUGGUGAAUGGUGUGGAUACCGUUGGCGAUGUUUAUGAAGAUGAACACGAUGAAGAGGAUGACCAUGGCUUGGAGAUUAAAACUACUCCUCGUAUACAUCUUGACACCAGACCAGUAUUGCGAAGUGACUCUAAAGUCAUUUAUGAUUCUGCAUCCGACUCUGCCACUACAGGAGAUGAGGCUGACGAAGAAGAUGAAUGUGAAUUGGAAGAUGAAUCAACUGUAUUACAAAAGGGCCCCUAA